AUGGACGCCCCUGGCAAGCCGUCAACGUCGCACAACCUCUUCGAGGUCUACCUGCGGCUGCGACCGCCGCCACCCGGCGCCGGACACGCGGACCGCAUCCUCAACGUUGAAAAGCCGGGAAAAGAGGGCGCCCGCCCGUCGCACAUUACGCUCAACCCGCCGACGGACCGCCGGAGGGCCAUUGAGAAAUUUGCCUUUACGCGCGUCUUCGAGGAGGACGCGACGCAGCUCGAUGUCUUUGACUGCGCCGACAUUGCGACGCUGGCCGAGGGCGUCUUGGCCCCCCAGGGUGGCGAGGGCACGGAUGCCGUCGUGGCGACGCUCGGAGUGACGGGCUCUGGAAAGACGCACACAAUCUUGGGAUCCAAGAGCCAACGCGGCCUCACGCAGCUCGCCCUCGACGUCCUCUUCCACUCCAUCGACCUCAACAUGCUCGAGGCGUCGUCGCUGCCGACGGUGCUCGAAUCACUACAGGCCUGCGACCCGUCCGAGUCCCUACUCAGCACAGCGCCGCACUUUCUCGACUCGACGUACGCAGACCCGUUGGGCGCCUCUCGCACAAACUCGCGCGCCGCCACGCCCAUGGGCGGCGACCAUGGCCUCAUGUCACCGCCGCCGCGGCGCAACCUCCAGCGACCCUCGGCACUCCCGCAGACGCCCGACGUCAGCGGCAUCCACGUCGCGUGCGACGCGUCGGCCGAGUACGCCGUCGUCGUGUCCAUGUACGAGGUGCACAACGACCGCAUCUACGACCUGCUCACGCCGCCGGCCAAGUCGGGCGCCGCCAAGGACAUCCGGCGGCGCCCGCUGCUCUUCAAGUCGACGGAGCUGUCACCCGACCGCAAGGUGGUGGCAGGCCUGCGCAAAGUGGUGUGCACAAGUCUCAAGGACGCCAUCAUAGUGCUCGAGGCUGGGCUCGUCGAAAGACGGGUCGCCGGCACGGGCAGCAACAGCGUCUCGAGCCGGAGCCACGGCUUCUUCUGCUUCGAGGUCAAGCGUCGCACCCGCAGCAGGCGGCCCGGGCCCUGGGUCGGCAGCAAGCUCACCAUUGUCGACCUGGCCGGCAGCGAGCGCGCCCGGGAGGCCAAGACGCAGGGGGCGACGCUGGUCGAGGCAGGCAAGAUCAACGAGAGCCUCAUGUAUCUGGGCCAGUGUCUGCAGACGCAGAGCGAGGCCGGAUCGUCGACAAAGCCCAACGUUGUCCCCUACCGCCAGUGCAAGCUGACGGAGCUGCUCUUCUCCAACUCAUUCCCAUCGGCCUCGGCGGCCGCGCACCCUCACGCGCCGCGGCGGAACCCCCAAAAGGGCGUCAUGGUGGUGACGGCCGAUGCGCUCGGCGACUUCAACGCCACGUCGCAAAUUCUGCGAUACAGCGCCCUGGCACGCGAGGUGACGGUGCCGCGAAUCCCUUCCAUCACGGCCACUAUCCUCGCCCACGCUCCGCAAGCGCCGAUCCCGCCGCCCACGCCGUCGGCGCCGGCGACGACGACCCAGCAUCACCCGCGACCUUUCAUGCCGCCGGGCCCGGGAGGCUGCACGAGAACACACACGCCGCCGGGCAUCCACCCGGACGAGCGGGCGACGAUGGAGAUUGCGGCGCUCGAGAUUGCGCGGAUGAGCGACGAGCUGGAGCAGCAGCGCGACGAGCUGGAGCGGCAGAGCGAGGCGCGGCUGGCGGCCGAGGCGCAUCUGCUGAGCAUGGAGGAGCGGAUGCUGGACCUCGAGGCAGCGGUGCGCGACGAGUGCGCAACCGAGUUUGAGCAGCGGCUGACGCUGGAGCUGGCGCGCUUCAAAGCGUCGCUGGCGCUCGAGCAGGAGCGCAGCGACGAGCACUGGGACCGCAAGGUGGACGUUCUCGAGCGAGGCCUCGACAGCAGUGGCAACAACCAGCAGCAGCAGCAACAUCAGCAUCACGAGGGCGACAAGGAAAACGUGCUGGUCGAGGACAUGGCGCAGGAGGUGGAGCGGCUGCGGCGCGAGAACGCGGUGCUCAAGCGCGAGCUCACGGGCCGCAGCCCCAGCAAGCGCAUGCCGCUGGCGGAGCGCGACGAUUUUGUGGCUACGCAGACGCUUUCUCCCUCAUCCUCGUUGAGCCUUGGCUCAGGAGACGGCGGCAUGGCCAGCGUCAGCUGCAAGCUGGAGCGGAUGCGCGUCAGCAGCGCCGGCGGCGACAGCGUCCGCACGGCCAGCUCGGGCAGCCCGGCCAAGAAGGUGCGCAAGCUGCCGACGAAGCGGUGGGAGGAGCUGGAUCUCGAGGAUUAG
This is a messenger RNA of Hirsutella rhossiliensis, 2262 nucleotides long. RefSeq names its product kinesin motor domain-containing protein. Gene Ontology annotation, biological process: microtubule-based movement. Bases 1 to 2262 code for a protein of 753 amino acids. Gene Ontology annotation, molecular function: microtubule binding; ATP binding; microtubule motor activity. The record is from RefSeq and is a predicted model, not a curated record. NCBI's taxonomy places the organism in Eukaryota, Fungi, Ascomycota, Sordariomycetes, Hypocreales, Ophiocordycipitaceae. The transcript has 4 exons. Gene Ontology annotation, cellular component: nucleus; kinesin complex; microtubule.